This is a messenger RNA of Magallana angulata, 1207 nucleotides long. RefSeq lists its product as uncharacterized. Lineage: Eukaryota; Metazoa; Mollusca; Bivalvia; Ostreida; Ostreidae. The transcript has 3 exons. The coding region runs from base 86 to 1207 and encodes 373 amino acids. The record is from RefSeq and is a predicted model, not a curated record.
UAGAGAUUAGUUGUUGGAGUAAAAUUAGUAAAGUAAAAGGAAGAAGACCAUUUUGCAAGUUUAUACUUUCUUUCCGUCGGAAGAUAUGGAUCCUAGGAAGAUAUGUUUAACGCUUCUGAUAAUCGUCAUGAUGAUCUUCAUGCUUUUCAUGAUCAAGUCGAUGACUAUUUCUGAUUGCCUCGGUAAUAUCUCAGACAGAGAAAAAUCAAGUGAAAACUCUUCAACAGAUAUUGAAUCGAACAAUGAAUCGAACAAUUUGUCGAUUGAUAAAAUAUCUGAUAUUAAUGAAACAAAUAUUAUAUCAAAUGAUGAAACAUAUGAAGUGCUGUUAAAUAAAAGACAUCGUACCAGCAUCAGUCAUAAUGAAACAACGCAAACCAUUUUGGACAAUCAAAAAAUUUUAUUCAGAAGAAAGCAAAACAAUAAAAAACCGAUCCGCUAUAAAAGAAACAAACCAUCAAACGAAACUGCAGUUGGUAAGAAAGACACACCACCGCUAUAUUAUUCAACUUUGUUCAACGAAACCAAUGCUACUUCAUUUUGCUCGUUUUCUUUUGAUAAAAAAAGUUUACAAGAAGCUAGGACGACUUUGGUUAAUCUACAAAAACAAUCAGUCUAUUUGUUCUAUAUCAACUUGUCUACAGACAACGCACUAGAGAAUUUCACCAGGGAACAGCGUGAUAAUUUGUUACGCUGGCAGUACGUUUUAAAGGAGGAAAAAUUUCUAUUGAAUCUGCCAGUAGAUUUUGAUAUAAUAACGUUCGGUAUGUUAUCAACUUAUGACAACGAAGAAAAGUUAAUAAGUAUCAAAACAUUUUACAAUGACACCAACUGCACUGAUAACUUUCAUUCUGCGAUUGAAUCACUUCGGUUUUUAAUGUGGAAUGAUAUUUUUGCUAAUGAUACAAAAUAUUUUCUUUGCAAUAACAAUUUUGAAGAUGUGAAUGGUAGAACAAUAUUGUAUGCCAUAACAAAUGUAUGGAUUGGUUAUGAUUUGACUUGUAAAACUGUUGAUAUAAAAGAUUCUUAUGAAGAAUUUGAAGCACAAAAAGACGCCGUUCCUUUAAUUGGACCGAUUUGUUGUUAUUUUCUCUCUUUGCAGUUCGUAUGGCUGUUCGUUUUACUAGAUAUUUCAUACAAACGUAGCGAUUUUGAACGACAAAAUGAAGAAUCUGCUGAUACGGUAGAGAACUAUUACAAUCGGUAA